CAGCUAGAAAUGGCGGUCAGCGCUUCGUAAUUAACUUUUGCGUUUUUUGUUAAUUUAUGUGGAAAAAUGCAUAUAAAACAGGUAAUUAUUCAGGGUUUCAAGAGUUACCGCGAGCAAAUAGUCGUUGAACCAUUCGACAAAAGACACAAUGUAGUCGUUGGGAGAAAUGGAUCAGGAAAAAGUAACUUUUUCCAUGCCAUUCAAUUUGUAUUGAGUGAUGAAUUCUCUCAUCUCAGACCUGAACAGAGGCUGGCGCUUCUUCACGAAGGCACUGGACCAAGAGUUAUAUCAGCGUUUGUUGAAAUCAUUUUUGACAAUUCUGACAACAGGAUUCCAAUUGAAAAAGAUGAAAUCUUCCUCCGUCGUGUCAUCGGUUCGAAAAAGGAUCAGUUCUUCCUCAACAAAAAAGUGGUACCACGGUCCGAAGUGCUCAACUUAUUGGAGAGUGCUGGUCUUUCUAACUCCAACCCAUACUACAUCGUCAAACAGGGCAAAAUCAAUCAGAUGGCUGUUGCACCAGACUCGCACAGGUUGAAGCUACUCAGAGAAGUGGCGGGGACAAGGGUUUACGAUGAACGUAGGGAGGAGUCCGUUACUAUCCUGAAAGAGACUGUUGGGAAGGUUGAGAAGAUCAAUGAGUUCCUGCAAACCAUCGAGGAGAGAUUAAAAACCCUUGAGGAAGAGAAAGAGGAGCUGAAGGAAUACCAGAAGUGGGACCGCGCCCGGAGAGUGCUCGAGUUCAUCAUACAUGACACCGAACAUAGGGAGAAUAAGAGAAAGCUGGAAGAGUUGGAAAAAAUGCGUUCAAACAGUGGCAAAGAACAACAGCAUUACGCCGAUCAAGUGCGGGAGGCGCAAGACCAUGUUAGAGAGGCUAACAGAAAACUAAAAGAAGCCCGCAAGGAUGUGGCGGCGGCGCGCGAAGAAAAAGACAUUCUGUCCACAGAGCAACAACAACUGGUCCGCGAGAAGACCAAACUCGAGCUCGGCAUCAAGGACUUGACUGAUGACGUCGAUGGCGACAAUAAAUCCAAGGAGCGUGCCGAGGCCGAAUUAGAGCGCCUCAGGCAACAGAUAUCAGAAAAAGAGCGCGAAUUAGAAGAACUGAAACCUAAAUACGAAGAGAUGAAGGCGCGCGAAGAGGAAUGUACGCGUGCUCUCGCACUCAACCAGCAGAAAAGACAGGAAUUGUACGCCAAGCAGGGCAGAGGCACACAGUUCACGUCAAAACAGGACCGGGACCGCUGGAUCGAGAAGGAACUCAAGUCGCUAAACAAGCAAAUCAAAGACAAGAAAGACCACGAGGGCAAACUUCGAGAGGACUUGCGCCGCGACGGCACAAAACUGACGGAGCUGGAGAAAAGGAUUGAGGAGAUGACGAAAGAGAUGGAGAGACAACGCGUGGCCAUCGACGAGCACAACAAACAGUACUACGAGUGCAAGAAGAGGAAAGACCAGGAGCAGAGCGCGAGGAACGAGCUUUGGCGCAAAGAAACAACACUGACGCAAAAUCUGUCGUCACUGAAAGAAGACUUGGCCAAAGCGGAUCAAGCUCUUCGCUCUAUGGCCGGAAAGCCAAUCCUAAACGGAAGAGACAGUGUAAGAAAAGUACUUGAAACAUUCCAAGAACGUGGCGGAGAGUGGGCCAAAAUAGCCACCCAAUACUACGGGCCGGUCAUCGAAAACUUCACUUGCGACAAGACUAUUUACACAGCGGUAGAAGUAACAGCCGGUAACCGUCUGUUUCACCACAUCGUCGAGUCAGACACUGUAGGAACCAAGAUCCUGAAGGAGAUGAACCGGCAGAGUCUACCUGGGGAGGUGACUUUCAUGCCUUUGAACCGUCUUCAAGUCCGGGACAUGGUCUACCCCAAUGAUAAUAACGCAAUAGCCAUGGUGCAGAAGCUGAAAUACGACGCCAAGUACGCCAAAGCCAUGAAGUACAUCUUCGGCAAGACACUCAUCUGCAGGAACCUCGAGUGCGCCACCGAGCUCGGGAAACAGUUCCAUCUGGACUGCGUCACGCUGGAGGGAGACCAGGUAUCCUCAAAAGGUUCCCUCACCGGCGGUUACUUCAACCAAUCUCGCUCUCGUCUAGAGAUGCAGAAGACCCGCUCCGAACUCAUGGAACAGAUUAGCACCCUUGAAUUAGAACUGUCCAGCUUGCGGCAAGACCUGAGCAAGACCGAGACAAGUAUCAACACCAUCGUGUCUGAGAUGCAAAGGACGGAGACUAAGCAGAGCAAAGCCAAGGACAUAUUUGACAAAGUAAAGGCGGAUAUUCGUCUGAUGAAAGAAGAGUUGGGCUCCAUUGAACGCUUCCGCGGGCCUAAAGAGCGCUCGCUAGCGCAAUGCCGCUCCAGUCUUGAAGCCAUGCAGGCUACUAAGGAAGGACUUGAGUCUGAGUUGCACCAGGAGCUCAUGGAACAACUGUCUACUUCGGACCAAGGCAAAGUGGAUGAGUUGAACGACGCCAUCCGUCGUCUCACCCAGGAGAACAAGGAGGCUUUCAGUUCUAGGAUGAACUUGGAAGCCACCAAGAACAAACUGGAAAAUCUUCUCACUAACAACUUGAUUCGCCGCAAAGACGAGUUAGUGCAAGCGUUACAAGAGAUCUCAGUCGAAGACCGCAAGCGGCGACUAGCCAACAGCAAGACUGACCUGGCCGCCGCUGAACGCCGCAUUAAACAGAUCAAUCGCGAGUUGGAAGAAGUAGAACGAAAGGUUCAGACCGCCGUCAAGAACGAAAAGGCACUCAAAUUGGAACUCGACAAGUGGAGGAACAAGGAAAAAGAAGCUCAAGAUAAAAUGGAAGAGGACGCCAAAGGAUUGGAAAAGAUGGCGUCCAAAGAAGUGUUGCUACAGGAGAAAAUACAAGAAUCUCUGGACAAAAUCGCAGCGCUGGGAACGUUGCCCAACGCGCCUGAACUCCAUGCUAAAUACCAGAAAAUGUCUUUGAAACAGCUUUUCAAAGAGUUAGAAAAAGCCAACCAGCACCUCAAAAAGUACAACCACGUCAACAAGAAAGCUUUAGACCAAUUCAUUAGUUUCUCAGAACAGAAGGAAAAACUGUACAAACGGAAGGAGGAACUUGAUAUUGGUGGCGAGAAGAUCCGCGAGCUCAUCGAAACCCUCGAGCACCGUAAGCUAGAAGCCAUCCAGUUCACGUUCAAGCAGGUGACCAAGAACUUCACGGAGGUGUUCAAGAAGCUCGUCCCGCACGGCCGCGGCAGCCUCAUCAUGCGGGUAGGCGCCGACGACGCGCCCGACGUCAACCCCGAGCGCGCCAACGCAGACCAAUUCGCAGGAGUAGGCAUCAAAGUGUCGUUCACGGGCGGCGAAGGCGAUAUGCGAGAGAUGAACCAGCUGUCGGGCGGACAGAAGUCGCUGGUCGCGUUGGCGCUCAUCUUCGCCAUCCAGAAGUGCGACCCCGCGCCCUUCUACUUGUUUGAUGAAAUUGAUCAGGCGCUGGACGCACAGCACCGCAAGGCGAUAGCCAACAUGAUCCACGAGCUGUCGUCGUCGGCGCAGUUCAUCACCACCACCUUCCGGCCCGAGCUGCUCGAGCACGCGCACAAGUUCUACGGCGUCAAGUUCCGCAACAAGGUAUCUCACGUCGAAUGCGUCACACAGGACGAGGCCCGAGACUUCGUGGAAGACAGCGCGCAACACGCGUAAUACCUCCUACCACUACUCGACAGUGGCACAGUACUAAAAUGCUUGUCUUAUAUUUAAUUAGACUGCAUUUAGAGUGAGGCGGAAUUUUCAUACAAAUGACGUAUUUAAAAUAUGCAAGUGGCGUCGGAAAACACCGAAAGCCCACAACGCCGCGAUAGAGCUGGAUCUUUAUGUUUAUUUUGCACAAAUAAUUCAAAUAUAAUUAAUUUCUAAUAAAAUUCUUAAUACAUGGUGCAUCCGUGGCCUAGUUAAUAGUUGGGACUUACCGAAGUGGUAAAUAUAUUAGCUAGUUCAAUAGUGAUGUGGCGAAGAGGAAAUUCAAAUGCAUAAUUUUGUUAACAACAGAUUCAUUUCGCAAAUACAUAUCCAAAACCAUCUUUAGGCUAAUUACGAUGACUGAAAUUCACUCAAUUUCCAAUUUGACAUGUUCAUUGUUAUUGAGUAAGACAUUUUUAAUAAAAACAUUUCUUUUUAUUUAACGUUUUCAUCACUUAAAAUACAAAUUGGUCAUGAAUGAGACAUGACCAAAUUAUUGGAAUCGUUAGAGCAUCAGUUCGUCUUGUUAUGACAUCCUGGGAGGCGAAAUUGACAGACUGAAGUCGAUGACGAGGACCAUUAUGUCAAAUUCAAUAAUUUUUAACCGACUUCAACAAAAUGAGGAGGUUCUCAAUUCGGUUGGUAAGUUUUUUUGGAGAGCUAAUGCCGUUGACUAAUGACGUUUCUUGAUUCCAAUAGAUUUCUGAUGAGUUCUAAUGCUGUGAGCUUUUUAGAUAUAAUUUUUAGUUUAUUUUUAUUUAAAUUUGUAUACAGCAGGACAUGAAUAAUGUAUCAUGUCAUACGAUGGAGUUCAAGUAAUUAAAUAAAUAAGACGAUUGAGCUAUUUUUUUACUGUAGUAUUUUAAUCCUAGUAAUAAGAUAGAAAAACUAGAUUCGGAUUAAAUUUUUUUAUUAUUAAGAUACACUGAUUGCGAAUGUAUGAAGUUCUGUGAAAAGAUGAAUGAUGUGACAAUGUUAUAGAACAUCACAAAUCAUUAAUAUUCUAAAUGAGCUGUUAUUGUUUUUAAAGUAUGAAGUGAUGUUGUCAAUGAUAGUAAUUAAAGAUUUCCUUACCUGAAGUAAAUGUUUAUUAUAAUACGAUAUUUUGGUCUCAAUAGCAAUUGUGGUUGAGCAAAUAAAAGAAUACGUUAAAGAA
Messenger RNA from Ostrinia nubilalis (European corn borer), 4870 nucleotides. It is a transcript of the gene SMC3, whose product is annotated as structural maintenance of chromosomes protein 3. The transcript has 24 exons. Bases 67 to 3678 code for a protein of 1203 amino acids. The record is from RefSeq and is a predicted model, not a curated record. Gene Ontology annotation, molecular function: protein binding; ATP binding; ATP hydrolysis activity. Gene Ontology annotation, cellular component: chromosome; mitotic cohesin complex. NCBI's taxonomy places the organism in Eukaryota, Metazoa, Arthropoda, Insecta, Lepidoptera, Crambidae. Gene Ontology annotation, biological process: mitotic sister chromatid cohesion.